CGUGUAAGCGAACGUGUUCGUAGAAUUUUUCAAAAGUGAAAUCAAUUUACAGAAAGUGUUCAGUGUUAGAAAGUAAGAUGUCUCUAAUUCCGGUUUUGUUCCGCGAGUGGUUGGACAAUGUUGUGGAUGUUCCUGCCAGACCAUCUCGUAUACUGGAGAAAUACUUCGGUCAGGAUAUUUUCCCGAGUGACCUAAUGUUGGCCAUAGAUCAUGUUCCAAAUAAUCGUCGAGGACUUAAACGCCCGCGAUCUUCGCUUUUUGACUCGCAAGAAGAUCAUGCGGUAGUGAAGCGCACCAAAGAUGGAUUCCAGGUGAAUGUCGAUGUUCAUCAGUUCCAUCCGGAGGAAAUAUCUGUAAAAAUGGCGAAUGAUUACAUUACGGUGGAAGGCAAACAUGAAGAAAAACAGGACGAGCAUGGGUAUGUGUCGCGGCACUUCAUUCGAAAAUAUCGACUCCCCGAUGGACAUGACUCAGACAAGGUGGUUUCGUCGCUCUCUUCCGACGGUGUGUUAACAAUUAAAGCCCCCAAACUUGCACUGCCCGAGCCAGAAGCAGCUGAAGAAAGAACGAUUCCGAUUGUGCGAACGGGAAAGGCGAUCAAGGAAAAUGGAAGUGAAUCGCUGAACGAGAAUGAAAAACAAUAAAAAAGACUGAUGUUUAAAUGCAUAAGUUCUAAUAAA
This is a messenger RNA of Malaya genurostris, 680 nucleotides long. RefSeq names its product protein lethal(2)essential for life-like. Gene Ontology annotation, molecular function: protein folding chaperone. Bases 78 to 644 code for a protein of 188 amino acids. Gene Ontology annotation, biological process: protein refolding; response to heat. The transcript has a single exon. Lineage: Eukaryota; Metazoa; Arthropoda; Insecta; Diptera; Culicidae. The record is from RefSeq and is a predicted model, not a curated record.